AUGUCACUACUGGGGGUCUUGUGCUGUCUGGGACUGCUGCUGUCUCCGUCCUCUGCAUUCACGAUUAGGCGGAUGUCAAAGGAGAAAUCCUUUGCCAUUGAUGCUGAUGAGGUGAUACGGCGAGACAUCCCCUUCGUCAACUCAGGAUUGAAGACCCCUGUUGUCGAGGGCGACAUUGCAUUGAAUCCUGGGCGCAAUGCCCUUGUGGAUCCAGCCUUCAGGUGGAAAUUCCCCAUCCCUUACAUACUGGCUGACAGCCUUGACCUGAAUGCCAAGGGGGUCAUUUUCCAGGCCUUUGAGAUGUACCGGCUGAAAUCCUGUGUGGAUUUCAAACCCUAUGAAGGAGAGAAGAGCUUUAUCAAAUUUGAAAAGCUAGAUGGGUGCUGGUCUAUGGUCGGCGACCUACAGACAGGGCAACAGCUGUCAUUGGGCCCAUCCUGUGACUACAAAGGCACCAUAAUGCAUGAGCUCCUCCACGCCCUGGGCUUUUACCACGAACAGUCUCGCACCGACCGAGAUGACUAUGUGGACAUCUGGUGGGACCAGGUCCUGCCUGGUAUGGACCACAAUUUUGAUAAAUACGCUGAUAAUUUCAUCACCGACCAGAACACGCCAUACGACUACGAGUCUAUCAUGCAUUACGGUCCAUAUUCCUUUAACAAAGACCCACGGUACCCAACCAUCACAGCCAAGGACCCAGAGAUGACCAAAGUGCUGGGCCAGUACAAUGACUUCAGCAGCCUGGAUCUACUGAGGCUCAACAGGAUGUAUAACUGCUCCUCCUCUCUGACGUUGUUGGACCAGUGUGCCUUUGAGACCGUCAACACCUGUGGGAUGAUCCAGAACCGUAACGAUGAUGGUGACUGGGUACGCAUCAUGAGCCAGCCAGGGUCUCAUGACCACACUCUCAUUGGCCAGUGCAAAGACGCAGGGUUCUUCAUGAACUUUUACACCGACACCGGCCGGGCAGGCGACUCAGCCUUUCUGGAAUCCAGGGUCCUGCACCCCAAGAGGAAUCUGCAGUGUUUGCAGUUCUUCUACAAGAUGACAGGAAGCUCCAAGGACAAGCUGGUGGUCUGGACCAGGAAGGAGGAUGCUAAGGGCAAAGUCUUAUCCCCUACUGCAGCUGGGAAUUUCAUAGGUGAUGACGACCACUCCUGGAAGAUUGCCCACGUUCCUUUGACGAUGGACUCCAAGUUCCGCUAUGCCUUCCAGGGGAUCAGGGGCGACCCAGCCAACUCCUUGGGGGGGAUCCAGGUGGAUGACAUCACCCUAGCGGAGACACGCUGCCCCAGUGGAACAUGGCGUAUCAAGAACUUCAGCAAGUACAUGAAGAGUUACGCCACAGGAGAGUACAUCCAGAGCCCACGUUUCUACAGCCCCGAGGGCUACGCCUUCGGCAUCCAGCUGCUACCCAACUCCUACUACAAUGGGUACAUUGGGGCCUUCUUCCACCUGAGCACCGGGGAGAACGACCAGGCCCUGGAGUGGCCGGCAGGGAACAGACAGGUCACCAUCACACUGCUGGACCAGGACUCUGAUGUCAGGCAUCGGCAGUCCUUCUCCUACAGCUUCACUACCAGUCCCACUCAUCUCAUCCCAGUGCUGGGCUCAGGUGUCGUAGAGUCUAAAGCAGAGAUAGAGAAAGAGAGAGAGAUGGUGACAAAUUUAUGA
Messenger RNA from Salvelinus fontinalis (brook trout), 1674 nucleotides. RefSeq names its product meprin A subunit alpha-like. The record is from RefSeq and is a predicted model, not a curated record. Gene Ontology annotation, molecular function: zinc ion binding; metalloendopeptidase activity; protein binding. Gene Ontology annotation, cellular component: membrane. Gene Ontology annotation, biological process: proteolysis. Lineage: Eukaryota; Metazoa; Chordata; Actinopteri; Salmoniformes; Salmonidae. The transcript is spliced from 13 exons. The coding region runs from base 1 to 1674 and encodes 557 amino acids.